Messenger RNA from Notothenia coriiceps (black rockcod), 1031 nucleotides. RefSeq names its product rho-associated protein kinase 2-like. Gene Ontology annotation, molecular function: Rho-dependent protein serine/threonine kinase activity; ATP binding. Gene Ontology annotation, biological process: embryonic morphogenesis; regulation of cell junction assembly; cortical actin cytoskeleton organization. Gene Ontology annotation, cellular component: centrosome; cytoskeleton; cytoplasm. The record is from RefSeq and is a predicted model, not a curated record. The transcript has 6 exons. Lineage: Eukaryota; Metazoa; Chordata; Actinopteri; Perciformes; Nototheniidae. The coding region runs from base 120 to 914 and encodes 264 amino acids.
AGGACUCUAUAAAUGCCCUGGUCUUAGACUUGGACUACCCUGCACUACGCAAGAACAAAAACAUCGAAACCUUUUUAAACAGAUAUGAAAAAGUCAUAACACAGACUCGAGACCUCCAGAUGAAGUCAGAAGACUUUGACAGAGUUAAAGUCAUCGGUCGAGGGGCAUUUGGUGAAGUCCAACUCGUCCGGCAUAAAGCCUCUCAGAAGGUCUACGCCAUGAAGCUGCUGAGCAAGUUUGAGAUGAUCAAACGCUCAGACUCAGCUUUCUUCUGGGAAGAGAGGGACAUCAUGGCCUUCGCCAACAGCCCCUGGGUGGUGCAGUUGUGCUGUGCCUUCCAAGACGAGCACUUCCUGUACAUGGUGAUGGAGUACAUGCCGGGCGGAGACCUGGUGAACCUCACCAGCACCUACGACGUGCCUGAGAAGUGGGCCAAGUUCUACACGGCAGAGGUGGUGAUGGCUCUGGAAGCCAUCCACUCCAUGGGCUUCAUCCAUCGAGACGUGAAGCCCGACAACAUGCUGCUGGACAGACUGGGACACCUCAAGCUGGCCGACUUCGGCACGUGCAUGAAGAUGGACACUACCGGCAUGGUGCACUGUGAUACGGCGGUGGGGACUCCGGACUACAUCUCUCCUGAGGUGCUGAAGUCCCAGGGAGGAGACGGCUAUUAUGGCAGAGAGUGUGACUGGUGGUCCGUCGGCGUCUUCAUCUUCGAGAUGCUUGUUGGUGACACACCGUUCUACGCCGACUCUCUGGUGGGAACCUACAGUAAGAUCAUGGACCACAAAAACUCCCUCAACUUCCCUGAUGACGUGGAGAUCUCCAAAGACGCCAAGAAUAUCAUCUGUGCCUUCCUGACUGACCGGUACACAGAGAAACAGUCUUUCACACUUCUAAAUGUGCCUGUGUGACGCUCAAACGGCUGUGUGGAAUAGGGAGAUUCAAAUCCCUAAUCAACAUUGAAUGCUGUGCAGCUUCAGCUGUUCUAUUGGAUUUCUAUUCAUUUGGUUAAAAGCAGUAUUUUUUUU